Gadus morhua (Atlantic cod) is the source of this 3886-nucleotide messenger RNA. It is a transcript of the gene pcmtd1, whose product is annotated as protein-L-isoaspartate (D-aspartate) O-methyltransferase domain containing 1. The record is from RefSeq and is a predicted model, not a curated record. Gene Ontology annotation, biological process: protein modification process. Bases 412 to 1632 code for a protein of 406 amino acids. Lineage: Eukaryota; Metazoa; Chordata; Actinopteri; Gadiformes; Gadidae. Gene Ontology annotation, molecular function: protein-L-isoaspartate (D-aspartate) O-methyltransferase activity. The transcript has 6 exons. Gene Ontology annotation, cellular component: cytoplasm.
GAUCUGUGUUUACAUCCUCUCAGCUGUUAAGUUCUCCUGCGUGGAAAAAAAAUAAGAAAGAACAACUAGGUCGUCGGUGUCCUAGACGUCCACCUAACGAGCGAUGUAAGUUAAAUAACUAAUCCGCUAUCUAUAGCCAGGCCUAGAUCACUUACACCAGCUCGCUGCUGAACGCAUCCGACACGCAAACCAAACAUUUCCUUCCAAGUGCGUCCGUCAGUCAAGGGGAGUUGAACCAACGCGGAACGAUGUCCAGGCCGCGGCUGUGGGCUGAGCUUCCUCCGCCGCAGUAGCACCUCCGCUCUCCCUCCUGGAUCCAUGACCUUGUGAGACACCCCCCCCCCCCCCCCCCCCCUCACCCACCCACCACCACCACCACCACAUCUACUCCACCAUCCACCCGGCUCCACCAUGGGCGGGGCCGUGAGCGCCGGCGAGGACAACGACGACCUCAUCGACAACCUGAAGGAGGCGCAGUACAUCCGCACGGAGCGCGUGGAGCGGGCCUUCCGCGCCAUCGACCGCGGCGACUACUACCUGGACGACUACCGCGACAACGCCUACAAGGACCUGGCCUGGAAGCACGGCAACAUCCACCUGUCGGCGCCCUGCAUCUACUCGGAGGUGAUGGAGGCGCUGGGCCUGCAGCCCGGCCUCUCCUUCCUCAACCUGGGCAGCGGGACGGGUUAUCUCAGCACCAUGGUGGGCCUCAUCGUAGGGCCUUUCGGCGUGAACCACGGGGUCGAGCUCCACAAGGAUGUGGUGGAGUACGCCCGCGAGAAGCUGGAUGACUUUGUAAAGAACAGCGAAAGCUUCGACAAGUUUGAGUUCUGCGAGCCCGUGUUCGUGGUGGGGAACUGCCUGGAGAUCUCCACCGACAGCCACCAGUACGACCGCAUCUACUGCGGGGCGGGCGUGCAGAAGGACCACGAGAACUACAUGAAAGUGCUGCUUAAGAUCGGAGGCGUCCUGGUCAUGCCCAUAGAGGACCAGCUGACCCAGAUUACCAGGACCGGCCAGUGCACAUGGGAGAGUAAAAACAUCUUAGCCGUGUCCUUCGCUCCCCUUGUUCAGCAGAGCAGAGCGGAUGGAGACAAACCUGAUUCUGUCCAACUGCCCCCGCUCAGUGUGCGGAGCCUCCAGGACCUGUCCCGCGUCUACAUCCGCCGCACACUGAGGGCCCUGGGGGCCGACGGCGAGGGCCGGGAGGCGGGGCAGACGCGGCGGGCGCCGCCGCAGAAGCGCAAGCGACGGCGGCGGCGGUGCAGACGGCGCCGCCUCAACGCCUACGUCUUCGGAGGCAACCAGCUGAUCCCCCAGACGAUGGAGAGCGAGGAGGACGAGGAGGAGGAGGAGGAAGGGGGCGUGAUGGUGGUGGGGGGCCGGCAGGCGGAGGAGGAGGUGGUGGAGCAGCACAGGAAGCUGGGCGGCUGCGGGGGGGAGGAGGAGGUGGAGGAGGAGGCGACGAAGCUCGAGGAAGAGGAGGAGGAGGAGGAGGUGGGAGGGGAGAGGGUGAGAGAUAUUGGCGAGGUGGAGAUCCUGAAGCGGGCGAACGUGUUAAGAGACCAAAUCACGGCGCUGCCGCUGCCGGAGUCGCUGAAGGCCUAUCUGCUGUAUUACCGGGAGAAGUAGCCCCCUCACUUAACGUCGAGCUCCUGCUGAAUGACUCUCCUCCUCUCCUCUCUCUCCCCUCCUCUCAACUUCUUCUGGUGUUCAGUACAAAUGUAGCAUUAUUUCCAUUCCAGUCCUGGUGGGACAAACCCACGACGGAGAGACAAUUUGCAGUACUUGCGUCUUUUGGAUACUAAUGCGAUGGCGGUCAUCGUGUCAGGUUCCUGACAUUUUUGUUUUUUACUUUCUAAUUACAAACAUGGAAACGACGAAGAAGAGAAGAGGCCUCUUGCCUGAUGGGAACAGGGUGUCUGCUUCAUAUUUGGUGUGAAUGGUGAUGGAAUGACUCUGCAGAAAUGUUUCAAGGUGAACACAUGAUUCUUAUAUUUGUUAAGAAUACCAUCAUGGGAAUAAUCAAAAGAGACUGAAUGCAUAUUUUCUAGACGCGUCAAGUUAUAUCUGGCCAUGGACAGACGCUCAAUUCUACAGGAAGACUUAAAUCGAACCCUUGUUUUGCAUUUCCUGAGAGAGGCUUAAAGUACUGUGUUAUGGUAUAAUCAGCAAUUCAUUUCAAGGUCCAUAUACACAAAGCUUGAGAAUGAGGUCACGUCAGCUUAUAUUUUCAUUUCUAUUCUCACUUUCUAUUGUUUAGCCUGCCUGUAAGAGACUGGCGUUUAAGUACUGGUGAUUAUGAAUCUGAGGCUUCCGGCGUCGUCUGAGCGUUGAAUGCCUGACGCGAAGGCACAGAUGACCUUUCGUGGUUAGAUUUUUUGUUUAUCUUUUAUUUUUUUGCUGAGCCAAAUAAUAAUAAAAAUCAUAAUCAGAGCAAUGAUGAAAUCGUGGGUUAAGGUUCUACUUUUGAUUCUCAGCUAGCUUUAAUACAAAAUAAAUAAAGCGAUUUCAGGGCAUGACUCCCGAUUGCAAAACUGAGUGAUUCAAAAUAUUCUCCCCGACACCCUUUUCUAUUCAAAUGAUGCAAAAUCCUCCUAAUGGCCGAUUUUGAAGCCUUUUCUAGUCUUGGCGGCAGAUGUGUCCAAACCAUGCACCUUAUUCUUCAUUCUGACAUUUUAAAAGAAAACGAGGCGCCACUUUUUUCCACGGAGGAGGCCUCAUUUGUAUUGCGGAACGAGAACGAGGACGUGUAUGGAUGUGAAUCUGUCCAGAACUCUCCAGGCGCUGAUGAGAGCUCCUUAGUGCCAGCGUCACCAAUCACCGCCGGACGACAGGCCGCUACGCUCCGUGGCGCACAGUCCAUUUAUCCAAUCGAUCCCAAAGUCAACAUUCCACACCAUCAACGAUGGCACAUGACAUGACACACAACUGACGGAUGUCAUAUUUCAUUUGUGUAUAUGCUUUUAUUUUUGUAUAACUCCUCUUCCUUUUGACUUGCUUCAUUGAGUAGUGGUGGUGGUGGUAGUGGUAGUAGUGGUGGUAACAAAUGCUGAGUUGAAUGUUAUGUUAUGAAUUAUAACCGGUAUAAAAGUGGGGUAGGUGUAUGGACGUCACGUGCUUUAUGCAUCACGUAUAAGUUGCGUUUAGUUCGUUCUAGCGCCCCCUUUGGCUGUACUGUAUAUUGACACUGGGAAAUCAUGUCUGUGUACUGUAGAUGGACUCUUCCGCUGUUUUUGUUCAAGAGAUUCACACAUUAGUCCUAAUUUGCUCUGAUGAAUUGAUGUGUGCAUUUGUUUGGGUUUGUACUGAAUGGGUUUAAGUCAUGGUGUGUGUGUGUGUGUGUGUGUGUGUGUGUGUGUGUGUGUGUGUGUGUGUGUGUGUGUGUGUGUGGUGUACAUGUAUAUGUAACAUGUAGACUACAUGUAUGCCAACAUGUAUAUGUAAACAUGUACACGUGUUUGUGAAUUCUGUUUUGUUUUAGGGGUUGGUCUUUUUCUUCCAGAUUUUUAACUCUGGAAAGCUUUUCACAUUAGCAAUAACAAUUUCCUUAACACAAUUAACAAUCACCACUAACCACUGAAUAGAUUUUUAUAACGUUAAUUGAUGAUGCAGUGAUACAAGUACAAUUUUAUAUAUAUUAGAGCAAUUACAAAGUCCUAUAUCUCCAGUUGCGGUUGUCUUUUGUAGUUGAGAUUAGAGAGGUUUUGGUUAAGACUCAUGCUUUCCCCUUUGCAACGAAUGAAGUCUAGUUCCUUGUACCAAGCCAAAAGAGUUCUGUCAUUGAUCAGGGCUAUGCUGAUUCCCUUAGAGUGCAGUUCAUUUAGAAAUGGUGUUGUUCCUCUGUAUGUUUUUGGCACAAAAUAAAGGUCACAAUCACAUCGUA